Molecule: messenger RNA, 2531 nt
Organism: Nematolebias whitei (Rio pearlfish)
Lineage: Eukaryota; Metazoa; Chordata; Actinopteri; Cyprinodontiformes; Rivulidae
Gene: hid1a
Product: HID1 domain containing a
Exons: 19
Coding region: 89-2491 (800 amino acids)
Cellular component (GO): Golgi trans cisterna; membrane; Golgi medial cisterna
Source: RefSeq, a predicted model, not a curated record
CGCCAAUGACUCAAGCGUAGGACGGAGGUGAGAUUAUCUGGGAUUCUCAGUAGCGGCGCGUCUGUGUAUCUAAAGAAAAUCAAGCGCAAUGGGCAACAGCGAUUCCAAACUGAAUUUCAGGAAGGCAGUGAUCCAACUCACGACUAAAACACAGCCCGUAGAAGCAACAGAGGAUGCCUUCUGGGACCAGUUCUGGUCAGACACCACCAUCACAGUCCAGGAUGUUUUUGCACUGGUGCCAGCUGCAGAGAUAAGAGCUGUCCGCGAGGAGUCCCCAUCAAAUUUAGCCACCCUCUGUUAUAAGGCGGUGGAGAAGCUGGUUCAGGGAGCAGAGUCUGGCUGUCCAACUGAGAAAGAGAAGCAGGUCGUGCUGAACUGCGCUCGCAUCCUGACCCGCAUUCUGCCCUACAUCUUUGAGGACCAAGACUGGAGAGGGUUCUUCUGGUCGACGGUGCCAGGCGCUGGGCACGCCGGGGCCGAUGAGCUGGAUGAUGAUGAUGGAGCUCGACCACUGGCUGAGUCGCUGCUCCUGGCUCUAGCUGACCUGCUCUUCUGCCCUGACUUCACUGUGCACAGCCACAGAAGAAGCCCUGACUCAGUAGAGAGCAUGCAGUCAUUAGACAGCUGUGAGUACAUCUGGGAGGCAGGCGUUGGAUUUGCACAGUCACCCCCUCUCAACUACAUCCAUGAUCUAAACAGGGCGGAGCUGCUCAGGUUGUUGCUGACCUGCUUCUCAGAGGCCAUGUACCUGCCUCCUUCAACAGACAGCAGCGUCCUCAACCCGUGGGUGACUUUCUUCUGCUCCACAGAAAACAGACAUGCCCUGCCUCUGUUCACGUCUCUGCUCAACGUUGUAUGCGCUUAUGAUCCGGUGGGUUAUGGGAUCCCGUACAACCACCUGCUAUUCUCUGACUACCGGGAACAGCUAGUGGAGCAGGCGGUACAGAUCCUCAUUGUGACCCUGGAGCAUGAUGGAGGGACUCCUCACCCUCCCGCUUCUUCAUCCAGCAUUGAGGAACAAGAGCCUACAGGCCCUGAAAACCUGUUUGUCAAUUACUUGUCAAGGAUUCACAGAGAGGAGGAUUUUGAUUUUGUACUGAAGGGCCUCGCUCGUCUCCUGACCAACCCUCUGACUCAGACGUACCUGCCCCAUUCCACCAAGAAAAUCCAGUUCCAUCAGGAGCUGCUGGUGCUGUUCUGGAAACUUUGUGACUUUAAUAAGAAAUUCCUGUUUUUUGUCCUGAAGAGCAGUGAUGUGUUGGAUGUUCUGGUUCCUAUUCUUUAUUAUCUGAACGAUGCCAGGGCGGAUCAGUCACGUGUUGGACUCAUGCACAUUGGUGUCUUCAUUUUGCUCCUGCUGAGCGGAGAGAGAAACUUCGGUGUGCGCUUGAAUAAGCCCUAUUCUCUCCACGUGCCCAUGGACAUCCCCGUGUUCACAGGGACUCAUGCCGACCUGCUCAUAGUGGUGUUUCACAAGAUCAUCACCACGGGGCACCAGCGUCUCCAGCCUCUCUUUGAUUGCCUGCUCACCAUUAUUGUGAAUGUUUCCCCCUAUCUGAAGAGCCUGUCCAUGGUCGCUGCCAAUAAACUGCUCCACCUUCUCGAGGCCUUUUCCACAACCUGGUUCCUGUUCUCAGUCACACAGAACCAUCACCUCGUCUUUUUUCUCCUUGAGGCGUUCAACAACAUUAUUCAGUAUCAGUUUGAUGGAAACUGCAGUUUAGUCUACGCCAUCAUCCGCAAGCGGAAUGUGUUCCACCAGCUGGCCAACCUGCCCUCUGACCCCGCUUCGAUCCAAAAGGCCUUGCAGAAGAAGAAAAAGUCACCGGAUGCGAUUUCCCGCACAAGCUCCCAGGAGACUGUAUCCAUGGAGGGCUCACAUCCCGCAGCACCGGCAGAGCCUGGGACACUCAAGGCCAGUCUAGUUGCUAUACCAGGCAUUGACAAACUGACAGAGAAGUCCCAGGUGUCCGAGGACGGCAGCAUGGUGUCCAUCCCUAAAACAGACUCUCCACACGUGGUCCGCUCAGACCAAAGCACAGCCGCCGCGACCAGUGACACAGAGUCCAACUCAGGAAGAGACAAUGAAGACGUUUUCUACACUGAAGCUGAAAUGGAAAGAAGACGUUUGUCGACCGCAUCUUCAACUUCAUUAUGGGCUCCCACACCGGAGUGGAUCUUGUCUUGGAAGUGCAAGUUGCCCCUGCAGACUAUCAUGCGCCUUCUCCAAGUGCUUGUUCCCCAGGUGGAGAAGAUCUGCAUAGACAAAGGUCUGACAGAUGAAUCGGAGAUCCUGAAGUUUCUUCAGCACGGCACAUUAGUAGGUCUACUGCCAGUUCCUCACCCCAUCCUGAUCAGGAAGUAUCAGGCCAACGCCGGCACUGCCAUGUGGUUUCGCACCUAUAUGUGGGGUGUUGUUUAUCUGCGCAAUGUGGAUCCUCCCAUCUGGUAUGACACAGAUGUCCGGCUCUUUGAGAUCCAGAGAAUGUAAACAAGACGCUUAAAGACUGAAAAAUCAGACUUGUGACUCC